Molecule: messenger RNA, 3876 nt
Organism: Megachile rotundata (alfalfa leafcutting bee)
Lineage: Eukaryota; Metazoa; Arthropoda; Insecta; Hymenoptera; Megachilidae
Product: transcription elongation regulator 1
Cellular component (GO): nucleus
Molecular function (GO): RNA polymerase binding; transcription coregulator activity
Source: RefSeq, a predicted model, not a curated record
UUACAUUGAAUAAAAUAGUGAUUUGUUUGCGGCGUUUUUGUGCGAGCUGAGCAAAGAAAUAAAUGGGCGUGUAGGAAAGAAACUUUUGUUUCUGUAUUAUUAAUAAAAUGGAAGCGAGUGCCGAACAGGCCCCUGUGGCUACAGAAACCGUUCCUAAUAAUGAACAGGAGCACAAUGAGGAGGGUAUGGAAGAGACUGAGGAUUACAGUUUCGAUGGAGAAGAUUAUAGGCAUUUUGUACCACGGGGUCGAGGAGGCUUUAGGGGUCGUGGCAGAGGUGGGUUUGAUUUCCCCAUGAGAGGUGGGCCUCCAAGGUUUAGAGGAAGAGGAUUUGGACCUAGAGGACCAAUGUUUCGUGGCGCGAAUAACGGAUUUCCAUUUGAGGGACCUCCUAGGCCGAAUUGUCCACCGGGUCCUGCAGGCCCACGCUUUCGAGGACCACCGCCAUUCGAUCCUAGCUGGGGACCUAUGGGGCCACCAAAUCUGAUGGGACCGCCGAAUCUUAUGGGACCUCCAGGAAUGCCACCGCCACACAUGAUGAAUGGCCCAAUUGGGACAGGUCCGGGACCAUACGGACCACCUCCUGGAAUGGGACCACCAAAUAUGAAUAACAUUCCAGGUCAGCAGCAGCCCCAGCAGCAACAGGCACAACAGCAAGCAAACAUUCCAGGCUUAGAUCUCAAUGGAGAAGUGUGGGUAGAAACAAAAACACCGGAUGGCAAGUCAUAUUAUUAUAACAUUCGUACAAGGGAAACUACAUGGACGAAACCAGAGGGACCAAAUGUCAAGGUCAUGGUGCAAGACCAGUUAGAACAGUUGGUACAUGGAGCAUCUAAACAAACAGCUCCAUCUAAUACACCUACAUCUACAACUACUACUCCCAGUCAAAUUAGUGAAAAUAGAAUUUCUCAAAGUAAUGAACAACCUCCUACAAAUAAUGCAGAUGCUAUUAAUCAACUUAGUACUGCUCCUCCUGGUACAGGUCCACCUCCUACACUUGGUGAAACACCAAAUGUCAACACACAGCCAACUGACGCAGCACAAGCAAAUGGUACAGCACCUGCAACUGUUACUAACACUCCAGCUAUGAACACCCCAGCAGUAAAUACAAAUAUGAUGCAACCCCCUCCCAAUAUGAUACCUAUGCAACAUAGAAUGCCAAAUCAGUUUGGUGGACCAAUUGCAACACAAUUUGGAGCAGCACCAUUUGGUAUGCCACCGCCAGGUUUUCAACCAUUUGGAGGUUAUGGUCCACCACAAGCGAAUUGGGGUAUACCACAAAUGCCACAUGGUGUAAUGACCCCGCAAGCCCCAGCAGAAGAUCCCGCUAUAUUAGCACAACUUGAUCAGGAGUUAGUAGCAUCUGCUAUGGUAUGGACCGAACACCGUGCACCGGAUGGCAGGUUAUAUUAUUAUAAUAGUAAAGCUGGAGAAUCUGUUUGGGAGAAACCGCAAGCUUUAAAAGAUCUCGAAAAUGCAAAAUUAGCGUUACGGCAGAAAGCAGAAGAAGCAGCUGUGAAUUCUACUAACACUGCUGUGACUAGUUGUACUGUUACUAAUAAUAACGUUGCCGCUGAACCUGUAAAACAAGAAAAACCGCAGGAAAGCAAUCAUGAAACCAAAGAUAGUGCGAAGGAAGCAGAUACUAAUAAACCGAAAAAAGAGGAAACAGCACCUAAGGAAGCUGCUAAACCUCAAGAUAAAUCUAGACCAAUUUCUAGUACUCCAGUGCCUGGAACCCCUUGGUGCGUCGUUUGGACGGGAGAUGGACGCGUAUUUUUUUACAACCCUUCUUCGCGUAUUUCGGUUUGGGAAAGACCAGACGAUCUCAUUGGCCGUCAGGAUGUCGACAAAAUGGUGUCUACUCCACCGGAUGCGGUGGUAGCUACAAAAACCCCUCGACAAUCGGACACGAGCGAAAGCAGCGACGAUGAUCAGCCUACGCCAGCGAAAAAGAUGAAACAGGAGGAUACAAAAACGCCUAAGGAAGAAGAGGAGAAGGAAAGCAAAAAGACUAUCGAUAUCGGAAAAGAGGCUGCGAUCGAGGCGGAAGUUCGGGCGGCUAGGGAGAGAGCUAUUGUUCCUUUGGAGACACGAAUCAAAUCAUUUAGGGAUAUGCUUGCAGAGAAGGAUGUAUCCGCGUUUAGUACAUGGGAGAAGGAGCUUCAUAAAAUUGUAUUUGAUCCCCGUUACCUGCUUUUGACGUCAAAGGAGAGGAAACAAGUUUUCGAGAAAUAUGUGAAGGAGAGAGCUGAAGAAGAAAGACGGGAAAAGAGGAACAAAAUGAAGGAACGGAAAGAACAAUUUCAGAAACUGCUGGAAGAAGCUGGUCUUCAUGGAAAAUCUUCAUUUAGCGAUUUUGCUCAAAAACAUGGGCGUGAUGAACGAUUUAAGAAUGUAGAAAAGAUGCGUGAACGGGAGAGCCUAUUCAACGAAUAUCUUCUGGAAGUGCGAAAGAAGGAAAAAGAGGAAAAAACAGCAAAACGAGAACAGGUGAAAAAGGAAUUCUUUGCGAUGCUACGUGAACACAAAGACAUCGACAGGCAUUCGCAUUGGAGUGAUUGUAAGAAAAAAUUGGAAUCUGAUUGGAGGUACAGAGUGGUAGAAUCUGCAAGCACGCGUGAAGAUUGGUUUAGGGAUUACGUUCGUAUGCUAAAGGAGGAGAGGAAAAAGGAGAAAGAGAAAGACAAAGAUCAUCGACACAGGGACAAAGAUCAUCACAAAUCGGACAAGAAAGAUAGGGACAGAAAGGAUGUUGAUAAGUACAAGGAGAAAUCGUCCAAGGAUCGAGUUGAAAAGGACAAUUCGAAGGACAAGAAGCAACGAAGAAGCGAGGCACCAGCAGAAGAAAAUGGCAAAGAAAAGAAGGAGGUGGUUCCUGAAAAAGAAAGCGGAGAAAUCGAAGAUAACGACGAGAAACCAUCUAAAAAGGAAAAUGAUAAGGAGGAUGCAGAAGAUCAGUCAGAUUCCGAGGAGGAUCGUGAGAAACAGAAACGAGAGCGUGAAAGAAGAGCGGAAGCGAGCCUUCGUGAAAGGGAGAGAGAAGUUCAAAGGACUUUAGCUACACAUCUUCGUGAUAGGGACAAAGAGAGGCAACAUCAUCGUCACACAGAAGCAGUACAGCAUUUCAGUGCUCUGCUUGCAGAUCUGGUAAGAAAUGGCGACCUAGCCUGGCGAGAAGCGAAACGACAGUUGAGAAAAGACCAUAGGUGGGAAUUAGCGGAGAGUUUAGACCGUGAAGAGAAAGAAAGAUUGUUUAACGAACACAUAGAACAGCUUAGUCGUAAAAAACGUGAUAAAUUCCGUGAACUUCUCGACGAAGUGGGAGCCUCAACUGAACUUACCGCGUCGUGGAGAGAUAUCAAAAAGUUGUUGAAGGAUGACCCUAGAUAUCUUAAGUUUUCUUCUAGCGAUCGGAAAUGUGAAAAAGAAUUCAAGGAGUACAUUAAGGAUAAACUUGUUGCGGCAAAGGCUGAUUUUAGGGAACUUUUACAAGAAACAAAACUUAUUACCGAUAAGACAUACAAAAAAGUGCAAGAAAAUAGUGCACACUUAGCAGAAAUUGAAGAAAUCUUGAGGAAGGAUCGAAGAUUUCUAGUGCUGGAAGCAGCAGCUGCUGAACGAACUCGUUUAUUAAUGGGUUAUUUGGAGGAAUUGGCACGUAGGGGUCCGCCUCCGCCACCUACUGCCUCAGAACCUUCAAGAAGACCAACCACAAACUAAGCGAGGGCCGCAUCAAAGCAUGGUAUACAUAUGGUGUCCAAAUAACAAAUCAGUGAAUGAAUUUAUAGCUGUAGUUGAAUUGAAGUACUUUACACAUGAGAUGAUUAUCGCCUGUAAUUAUAGGAUUCAAUAAAACUAACGCCAAUUCCACACA